GCAGCCUGUGCAGGGCCCCUCUGGCGAUCAGCCGCGAGUGAGUUUGGCCGCCGCAGUGUCUUUUUGGCAGCGCCCAGAGCCUGGCGAAAAAAGCCAAAGCCCGAAACCGAGGCCCGAAAACCGAAAAACUCGGCGCAGCGCAGCGCAGACAGAACAGACAAGACUUGCAUACACUUCCACUCUGCCUGCUGGCUGCCCAACUCAAUUCGUUUCAUUCGUUUUGUAUUCCGUUUUCCGUUCGUGUACCGAGUUUGCUGCGAGUUCGUUUUUAGUAUAUAUAGCAUAUAUAGCCAGUCUGUGGACGGUCGUCAAUGCGUGAAUAUUCUUCUAUGUCUAACAUAACCUCAAAAUCGCCGCUGCAGUCGGACAAGUCGUCAUCAGCGUCAAGCGUUGUUGUUGGUGGUUCCUGGUGUUUUCCAGUCGCCGCCACCGCAUCGAGCCAUCAGGAGCCCCACCAGCAGAUGAGCAACCAUGAAUGAAAAAAUAAAGUCUCCGCAAACGCAGCAGUCGCAGCAGCAGCCCGGUGGCGCUGGUGCUGGAGCUCCUGCCCCCUCUGCCACGCCCCCGUCGGCGGCAGGUGCCACACCGCCAACUUCGGGCCCGCCCACUCCCAAUAAUAACAGUAACAACGGCAGUGACCCCAGCGUCCAGCAGCAGAGUAUAGCGCCUCACCCCUAUGGUGCCCCACCACCCCCUGGCUCCGCACCCGGCGGUCCGCCAGACCCGGCUGCUGUCAUGCAUUAUCAUCACCUGCACCAGCAGCAGCAGCACCCGCCGCCGCCUCACAUGCAGCAACAACAACAGCCGCACCACGGCGGACCGGCGCCACCACCGCCCGGAGGAGCACCUGAGCAUGCGCCCGGCGUUAAGGAGGACUACGCUCACCUGCCGCCACCGCAUUCGCAUCCUGCGUAUGCCCGCUACCACACCGAUCCCAACAUGGAUCCCUACCGUUACGGACAACCGCUGCCAGGCGGCAAGCCUCCUCAGCAGCAGCAGCAGCAACCGCCCCAGCAACAGCAGCAGCCGGGUCCAGGAGGCUCCCCCAACCGGCCGCCGCAGCAGCAGCGCUAUAUUCCCGGACAGCCACCACAGGGACCCACGCCAACGCUGAAUUCGCUUCUGCAAUCCUCGAAUCCGCCGCCUCCGCCCCAGCACCGCUACGCCAAUAGCUACGAUCCCCAACAAGCGGCAGCUUCAGCAGCAGCAGCGGCAGCACAGCAGCAAGCGGGAGGUCCGCCUCCCCCGCCACCAGGCCAUGGGCCUCCUCCGCCACAGCACCAACCGUACGGGGCGCAACAAGGCGGCUGGGCGCCUCCGCCGCGGCCCUACAGUCCCCAGCUAGGACCAUCGCAGCAGUAUAGGACACCGCCACCGACAAAUACUUCCAGGGGUCAGUCACCCUAUCCGCCAGCCCAUGGUCAAAAUUCAGGUUCCUAUCCUAGUUCGCCGCAGCAGCAACAACAGCAACAGCAGCAACAACAGCAGCAGCAGCAGCCACAGCAGGCGGGACAGCAGCCCGGCGGCCCUGUGCCGGGCGGACCACCGCCUGGUGCGGGUCAGCAGCCGCCCCAGCAGAACACACCGCCAACAUCUCAAUAUUCGCCGUACCCGCAACGCUAUCCGACUCCGCCGGGCCUCCCAGCGACCGGGCCCAACCAUCGAACUGCCUACUCGACGCAUCAGUAUCCUGAGCCCAAUCGGCCUUGGCCAGGUGGCUCCUCUCCUAGCCCCGGCCCCGGACACCCCUUGCCGCCCGCUUCUCCGCACCAUGUGCCGCCGAUGCAGCAGCAACAGCCUCCACCGCCACCUCACGCCGUCGUCGGCGGGCCGCCACCUAGCAGCAGUCCGGGCCAUGCGCCCAGUCCGUCUCCACAGCCCUCCCAGGCGUCGCCUUCGCCCCACCAGGAGCUAAUUGGACAGAACAGCAACGACAGCUCCAGCGGCGGGGCGCACAGUGGCAUGGGCUCCGGUCCCCCCGGCACCCCCAACCCCCAGCAAGUGAUGCGACCAACGCCCUCGCCCACCGGAUCCUCCGGCUCACGUUCCAUGUCCCCAGCAGUUGCCCAAAAUCAUCCGAUCUCUCGUCCGGCGAGCAACCAGUCGAGUGGCGGCGGUCCCAUGCAGCAGCCGCCAGUAGGUGCGGGUGGUCCGCCACCGAUGCCACCGCACCCCGGAAUGCCAGGAGUCCCACCUCAGCAGCAGCAAUCUCAGCAGCAACAGGCAUCGAACUCGGCCUCGUCGGCGAGCAAUUCCCCGCAGCAGACGCCGCCGCCGGGUCCACCGCCGAAUCAGAGUGUCAACAACAUGGCCACGCCCCCUCCUCCGCCGCAGGGAGCCACGGGAGGAGGCUACCCAAUGCCGCCACAUAUGCACGGCGGCUACAAAAUGGGAGGCCCUGGGCAGAGUCCCGGUGGUCAAGGCUAUCCGCCGCAGCAGCCACAGCAAUAUCCACCAGGCAACUAUCCGCCACGAGCUCAGUAUCCGCCUGGCGCCUAUGCCACCGGACCUCCGCCGCCGCCCACGAGCCAGGCAGGAGCUGGUGGGGCCAACAGCAUGCCGUCGGGUACCCAGGCCGGAGGUUACCAAGGUCGACCCAUGCCCAACCACAGUGGGCAGUAUCCGCCGUACCAAUGGGUUCCGCCCUCACCCCAGCAACCUGUGCCCGGCGGAGCUCCCGGAAAUGCACAAAUGGGUAACCAUGUGCAGGGAAAAGGAACUCCACCGCCACCAGUUGUGGGCGGACCUCCUCCACCGCAAGGAAGCGGCUCGCCACGGCCACUGAACUAUUUGAAGCAGCAUUUACAGCACAAAGGCGGCUACGGAGGUAGUCCAACGCCGCCACAGGGACCUCAAGGAUACGGAAACGGUCCGACGGGAAUGCAUCCCGGCAUGCCGAUGGGACCACCUCAUCACAUGGGCCCUCCACACGGGCCAACUAGUAUGGGCCCACCUACCAGCACGCCGCCUCAGUCGCAGAUGCUACAGGGUCAGGGGCAGGGACAAGGGCAGACCACCGGCGGUGGUCCGGAAGGCAGCGGCCCGGAGCAUAUAUCCCAGGAUAACGGUAUCAGUUCGUCUGGUCCAACGGGUGCCGCUGGAAUGCAUGCGGUCACAGCGGUGGUUACCACCGGACCAGAUGGCACCCCAAUGGACGAAGUCAGCCAACAGAGCACGCUUUCGAAUGCAUCAGCGGCAUCCGGCGAAGAUCCUCAAUGCACCACACCAAAGUCGCGCAAGAACGAUCCCUAUAGUCACUUACCUCCGCCAAGCACAUCGCCCCAUCCGGUUGUGAUGCAUCCGGGAAGCGGUGGGCCCGUCGAGGAGUACGACAUAAGCUCGCCGCCGAGUUGGCCGCGCCCAGCUGGCAGCCCGCAGGUUUUCAACCAUGUUCCGGUGCAACAGGAGCCGUUCCGUAGCACUAUCACCACGACCAAGAAGUCGGACUCGCUGUGCAAGCUCUACGAGAUGGACGACAAUCCGGACCGGCGCGGCUGGCUGGACAAGCUGCGGGCGUUCAUGGAGGAGCGGCGGACUCCGAUUACCGCCUGCCCCACCAUCUCAAAACAGCCACUCGAUUUAUAUAGGUUAUAUAUUUAUGUAAAAGAACGUGGCGGAUUCGUCGAGGUAUGCAAGGUGACUAAGAGCAAGACAUGGAAGGAUAUUGCCGGGCUCCUGGGCAUUGGAGCGAGCAGCAGUGCGGCGUAUACCCUGCGCAAGCACUACACCAAGAACCUACUGACCUUCGAGUGUCACUUCGACCGCGGCGACAUUGAUCCGGGCCCUAUUAUUCAGCAGGUGGAGGCGGGCAGCAAGAAGAAAACAGCCAAAGCAGCGUCGGUUCCCUCGCCAGGUGGUGGCCAUUUGGAUGCGGGAACCACGAAUUCCACAGGCUCGUCGAACUCGCAGGACUCGUUCCCAGCCCCGCCAGGCUCAGCUCCCAAUGCGGCAAUCGAUGGGUACCCCGGCUAUCCAGGUGGCAGUCCUUACCCGGGUGCCAGCGGUCCUCAGCCGGAUUAUGCGGCCGCGGGCCAGAUGCAGCGGCCGCCCUCUCAAAGUAACCCGCAAACACCUCAUCCUGGCGCCGCCUCCGCUGUUGCCGCAGGCGAUAACAUAAGCGUUAGCAAUCCUUUCGAGGAUUCCGGCCCAGGUGGCGGUCCUGCUGCUGCUCCCGGUGCUGUAGCUGGGGCUGUUUCUGCUGUCGGCGGGGGCCAACCACCACCACCGCCCCAUUCACCGCACGCACCGCCACAGCAGCAACAACAACAGCACCCACACCAUCCCCAGCACCCGGGUCUGGGACCACCUCCGCCACAGCAGCAACAGCCGGGGCAACAGCCAGGGCAGCAACCACCACCGGUGGUGGGCGGUGGGCCAGCACCACCAGCACCACAGCAGCAUGGGCCUGGUCAGGUGCCGCCGUCGCCGCAGCCGCAGCAGCAGCAUGUGCGCCCAGCCGCCGGAGCACCUUAUCCGCCUGGUGGCUCCGGCUACCCAUCGCCCGUGGCUAGAACGCCAGGCUCGCCGUAUCCGUCGCAGCCCGGAGCUUACGGCCAGUACGGUUCUAGCGAUCAGUACAACGCCACUGGACCGCCUGGUCAGCCGUUUGGACAGGGCCCCGGACAAUAUCCGCCGCAGAACCGGAACAUGUACCCUCCAUACGGACCGGAGGGGGAAGCCCCUCCCACUGGUGCCAAUCAGUACGGACCCUAUGGCAGCCGGCCAUACAGUCAGCCGCCUCCAGGAGGCCCGCAGCCCCCGGCACAAGCUGUUGCGGGUGGGCCGCCAGCCAGCGGAACACCUGGAGCGCCUCCAAGCAGCGCGUACCCCACUAACAGGCCUGGGCAGCAGGAAUAUUACCAACCACCACCAGAUCAAAGCCCACAGCCUCGACGGCACCCGGAUUUCAUUAAAGACUCGCAGCCCUAUCCAGGCUACAAUGCCAGACCUCAGAUAUAUGGUGGUUGGCCAGGCGGUAAUCAGCAGUUUAGGCCGCAGUAUCCAGCUUCACCAGCCCCGCAGACCUGGGGAAGUGCUCCGCCGCGGGGAGCUGCGCCACCGCCGGGCGCCCCUCACGGUCCGCCGAUCCAACAACCCGCGGGUGUGGCUCAGUGGGACCAGCACCGAUAUCCACCACAGCAAGCACCGCCACCGCCGGCGCAACAGUCUCAGCAGCAGCAACAGCAACAGCCGCAGCAGCCGCCGUAUCAGCAGGCUGGUGGUCCUCCAGGACAGCAGCAGUCACAGGCACCACCACAAUGGGCGCAACUUAACCCUGGCCAGGCGGCACAGCCCGGCAUCGCCCCACCAGGUUCACCUCUGCGACCACCCUCGGGCCCUCCCGGUCAGCAGCAGCGAAUGUCCGGAAUGCCACCACAGCAGCAAUCACAGCAGCAGCCUGCCCCAGGACAGCAACCUCCGCCUCAACAGGCGACUCCGGGAAUCCCGCAGGUAGGACCCGGUGGAAUGGUUAAGCCGCCAUAUGCGAUGCCUCCCCCGCCCUCUCAGCAAGUAGGCCAGCCGGGAGUGGGCCAGGUGGGAGUGCCACCCGGCGGAAUGAUGGCCCAAAAGCAAGCACCGAUGCCGGGUCAACCUGGAAUGCAGCCGCAGCCUCUGCAACAGCAGCAACAACCACCGCACCAGCACCCACACCCUCACCAACACCCACACCAGCAUCCGCAGCACCCGCAUCCGCAUCAAAUGCCACCAAACCAACAGGUGCCCGGCGGAGGGAUUAUGAUGCCCGGCGGCGGAGGAGCCCAGCUGGUCAAGAAGGAGUUGAUUUUCCCCCUCGAUAGUGUGGAGUCCACAACACCAGUUCUAUACCGUAGAAAGCGUCUGACCAAGGCCGACGUGUGUCCAGUGGACCCGUGGCGCAUCUUCAUGGCGAUGCGCUCUGGCCUGCUCACUGAGUGCACCUGGGCCCUUGAUGUACUCAAUGUGUUGCUAUUCGAUGACACAACUGUGCAGUUUUUCGGGAUCUCGAACCUUCCCGGCCUACUUACACUUCUGUUGGAGCACUUCCAAAAAAAUCUUGCCGAGAUGUUUGAUGAGCGAGAUGGCGAGGAGCAUGCGAGUGAGGAGGCGGAGGCGGCUGAUGACGAUGCCGACAGUGGGACUGUGAUGUGUGACAACCGACAGUCACGAUGUGUUCGGAGUAUCAGCAGCUACAACCGCAAGCGGCACUAUGAAAACAUGGAUCGUGGAGCAAAAGGGGUCGGAAACGCCAGCGACUCUGAGGACGCCGACGAGGGCAUCGAUCUUGGCCAGGUCCGAGUACAACCUAAUCCGGAGGAACGCUCACUGCUACUCUCGUUCACUCCAAAUUACACGAUGGUAACGCGGAAAGGUGUUCCCGUGCGAAUCCAGCCCGCCGAUCAUGAUAUCUUUGUAGACGAGCGCCAGAAAGCGUGGGACAUCGACACGAAUCGGCUUUAUGAGCAGCUGGAGCCAGUUGGAAGCGACGCUUGGACCUUCGGGUUUACAGAACCAGAUCCUCUGGACGGCAUCAUUGACGUCUUCAAAUCGGAGAUAGUAAACAUUCCAUUUGCACGCUACGUUCGCUCUGAUAAGAAGACGAAAGCGCCCAAGAAACCGGAGAUCAAAAAGGAGGAAAACAGCGCGGAAGAGGAACAGAACACGUACAAUAAGAAGCGACGUUUGGUUAGCGGCGGUAGUAGCAAUGAUGGUGGAAAGAAGUCCAAGCUGUCCAGCGAAGAGUUUGUUCAGCCGAACGCUGAAGUGAAGAAGGAGCCGGCCGACAGCGACUGCCGGACCAUCGACAUGGAGAUCGACGAGUCACCGCAACGUUUGACGAACGGCGUGGCUCCAUCCACACCACAGGACGGAUUUGAUCCUCGAACAACAGUAAGGGACGCUGCCCAUGUUUUGCAGAGGAGACGGGAUUCCAGUUACGAAGAUGAAUGCUACACGCGGGAUGAGGCUUCACUGCAUUUGGUAAACGAGAGCCAAGACUCGUUGGCGCGUCGCUGCAUUGCAUUGUCAAAUAUCUUCCGCAACCUGACGUUCGUGCCUGGCAACGAAACGGUGCUCGCCAAGUCGACCAGGUUCCUGGCUGUCCUAGGUCGUUUGCUGUUGCUGAACCAUGAACAUCUGCGGCGAACUCCCAAAACGAGAAACUACGACCGGGAGGAAGACACCGACUUCAGCGAUUCAUGCAGUUCGCUGCAAGGGGAGCGCGAGUGGUGGUGGGACUAUCUGAUCACCAUUCGUGAAAACAUGUUAGUGGCCAUGGCUAACAUAGCUGGGCACUUGGAGCUGUCACGCUACGAUGAACUCAUUGCACGUCCGCUUAUCGAUGGACUACUGCAUUGGGCGGUGUGUCCCAGUGCCCACGGCCAGGAUCCUUUCCCGUCAUGUGGCCCCAACUCUGCGCUGUCGCCGCAACGUCUGGCGCUAGAGGCUCUCUGUAAACUGUGCGUCACGGAUGCUAAUGUGGAUCUUGUUAUAGCCACGCCUCCGUUUUCCCGAUUGGAGAAGCUAUGCGCCGUGCUAACCCGUCACCUGUGCCGCAAUGAGGAUCAGGUGCUGCGAGAGUUCUCGGUAAAUUUGCUUCAUUACCUGGCAGCAGCCGACAGUGCUAUGGCCCGCACGGUGGCGCUACAGUCCCCCUGCAUCUCCUACUUGGUGGCGUUCAUCGAGCAAGCGGAACAGACAGCGCUGGGAGUGGCCAAUCAGCACGGAAUAAACUACCUGCGCGAGAACCCGGAUUCGAUGGGCACCAGCUUGGACAUGUUACGCAGGGCGGCUGGCACUCUACUUCAUCUGGCCAAGCAUCCUGAUAACAGAUCACUCUUUAUGCAACAGGAGCAAAGGCUCCUGGGCCUGGUCAUGUCACACAUUUUGGAUCAACAGGUGGCUCUAAUUAUCUCGCGAGUGCUCUAUCAAGUCUCCCGAGGAGCUGGUCCCAUGCACUCUGUGGAGUUUAGAUUACUGCAGCAGCGCCAGCAGCAGCUUCAAAGACCCGGCGGAGCGGAGAAGCCAGCUUCGACGGCAGCAAGCGGAAGUGGAGCAGCUGGGACUGCAGUGAAAGUUGAGCCAGCAGUGACAUCGGAGCCAAUCGAAUCAAAGCCUCCGGCGGUGGUAAAUGAUGAGAACAGCAACAGCAGCCAACAGCUACCGCCGGCAGCGACCUUCAACGACGUAAGCAACAGCAGCACCAACAGCAAUAGCUGCGGCACAGUCAGCAGCAACCAAACCAACAACAGCUCCAGCAACAGCACCCACAGCAGCAGUGCGGUAAGCAGUCAGUCAGCAAACACCACAUGUCCUCCGGCCACAGGAGGAACAUCCGUGACGGCGGCAGCAGCCGCGGCAGCUGCCAUUGUCAAUGACCAGCAGCAGGUGAGCAAAGUAGCUGCAGCUCUGAGCAGUGCCACUGCAGCGGCGGCAGUAGCAGCAGCGGCUGCGUCCGCCUCAUCGGCCCAGCCUGCAACUCCAGCGGUCGCACAACCAGCGGCACCACCUCCAACCAAUACCGGAACCACGACUGCCGUUGCGUAGUAUACGACAAUGAUGCCAGCGUCCUACUACUGGCCACGAACUCCAAGAGGGGCAGUCGACUGAACUGGAAGCGAAGAUGGACGAUCGGAAGCAAGCUCCAAGGUGCACACGAAAACGGAGGCGCAACGAUCUGCAGUCAAAGCAUGUAAAUUUACUUAAAAGAGAGUCGCCCGGGGGAGAAAGAAGCAGCCAAGCAGCUCCAAGUAGAUGUCUGGAAUGGGAAUAUUGGUGAAGGCCAGGCCCCGUUCCUGCAGCAGUCAAUACAAUAACAACUGUAUAUUUUUUCACUCAAAUCUAAAACUAGUAAAUACGGAAUGAAUUAAGCCUAAGCAUUAAGCAAUUAUGCAAUUGCAGGAGAAACAUUAUAAUAGUAGGAUCGUUGAACUAACCGGUCUGUAGGGGAUUGGAAUUCGAUCAGCGGACGGAGUCGAUGUCGAUGACGAUGACGAUGACGGAGGGAGAAGCGAAAUUCAAGCACACAGCAUACUUAUUGUAUUAAAUUUAAUAAACAAAGGGUUAAGACGUUAGAAACAAAAGUUAAAUCCGGAGGAAGAAUAACUAACACAUACAUAUGCAUACGCACGCUAUGGUUUAUCAUAUAUUAAAUAUAUAUAUAAAUAAAUGCAUAAAUUAACAUAACACUACACUAGGAUGAGUUGUGUAUGUAAACGGGAUGAAUACAUACAUACAUACGUACAUAUAGACAUUGAUAUAAAUACAUAGAACAUAGUUUUUAAACUCUACCAUUUACUACUACCUACAUAUUACGAGAAUGUGCAGCCGAAACUCAUAUAGUGAACAAAGUGAACAGCAGAAUCCGCAGCAAGGAGCAACCGGAAACAUAAAGCCCAAUAGCUUUAUGAACAAUUACUGCACUACAGUUUAUGGAUUUUAGCGGAUUAAAUCUAAAAGGAAGCAACAAACGAAGAUAGAUAGACUAGACGAUGGUGGAACAUUAAAACAAUUGUACAUACUUAACUAUUAUGUAAAUUUCACUGUAUUUUUUGUUUUUUUUACGCAAUGUUACAAGGCACAUGUAAGUGGCAGCACUGCAUUUCGUAUUAUAUAUAUAUAUAUAUUAACACCUAUUUGUAUGUAUGUGUCUAUGUAUAUGUAUGUGUUUGGGCAGUGCUAAAAUUCCAUUUCCCUGGAUAUCUGUAUCCUUGUAGCUACAAAGAGCUACAGAACCGAAUCGAAACAAGAGAGUACUACAACACAAAUAAAAACAAAAACCAAUUAAUGCAAACGAAAUAAUUUAAAAAUAAAUCAAAUUAGGUGAUAUAAAUAUAUAAAUAUACAUAACAUAUACAUACAUAUUGCAAAACAAAAUUAAAACUAACAAAAUCGAGAAGAAACACCCUAUUACUGUACUUUUAUGUUAAUUGUAUUAUUUGCUGGAAGUGCUGCUGCUUCAUUUUAUUUUAUAUCGAACUUAAGGCGUAAAUGACAAGAUAAAUAAUUAGGUUUUUAUCUUAAUCUUAAUUUAAAAUACUGAAUAAAUAAAAAUAAAACGAAGAAAACAAAAAUAAAAACAAAAACAAAACCCAUAAAAUGCUACAAAACACAAAGCGAAGCGAAGCAAAUCGAACUAAAGCUGUAGAGAAGCACGCAAAACGACUUAUUAACAAACACACCCAACAUCAAGCUUGACGUUAGGAAAUCAUUAAGAAACCCCAUGGAAAACAUUGCAACCCAACCAACCAGACGGGUGCACCAAUUUGUAUACUAAACUGUCUUACAUAUAAUAAUUACCGUGCUACAUAAGAAAGAACGAACAUGAACUGUCUCCCAGAUUUUCCAGCAACUCAUCCGUAAUCCUCCAGAUUCUGUGGGAUUGCCGAAGAGGGUGUGGAUUUUGGGAGUUGAGGUACUAGGAAAGUGCUGCUGUUGAUACGUGUAUUCGUGUAGUUGUUUGCAAACAAAAUAUUAUAACUCAGCAUCUCGAUAUCGAUAUAUAACGUGUAGUUAUUAGUGUAUAAUUUGCUAGGAUGUAAAUGUAUGUCCCUCAAACUUAAUUUAAUUAUUUAAAUAAUAUACAUACAUAUAUAAUAUACAA
This is a messenger RNA of Drosophila ananassae, 10579 nucleotides long. RefSeq names its product trithorax group protein osa (gene osa). The transcript has 16 exons. The coding region runs from base 472 to 8523 and encodes 2683 amino acids. The record is from RefSeq and is a predicted model, not a curated record. Gene Ontology annotation, molecular function: nucleosome binding; DNA binding. Gene Ontology annotation, biological process: chromatin remodeling; positive regulation of DNA-templated transcription; regulation of transcription by RNA polymerase II. Gene Ontology annotation, cellular component: nucleoplasm; SWI/SNF complex; nBAF complex. Lineage: Eukaryota; Metazoa; Arthropoda; Insecta; Diptera; Drosophilidae.